Molecule: messenger RNA, 2950 nt
Organism: Botrytis sinoallii
Lineage: Eukaryota; Fungi; Ascomycota; Leotiomycetes; Helotiales; Sclerotiniaceae
Exons: 2
Coding region: 326-2467 (713 amino acids)
Biological process (GO): regulation of DNA-templated transcription
Molecular function (GO): zinc ion binding; DNA-binding transcription factor activity, RNA polymerase II-specific
Source: RefSeq, a predicted model, not a curated record
AAUCUGAACUUUGAACUUUGAACUUUGAACUUUGAACUUUGAACUUUGAACUUUGAACUUUGAAUUGCUCUGAUCUUCCUGAUCCGAGCCGAUCUUAAUAUUAUUUUAUUCAUCCCUAUGCAAUUCUCUCUCUCUCCCACACUCUCUCCUUAACCGCCCAUUUUUGACUCUAUUAUCUGACCAUAAGACGAAGAAACCUCCGAAUUAAUCCUGGACAAAUUCCGUCCUGUUGCAUUGCGGCGCUGCUCGGAAUCGCAAGGGGGAUAAAGUAUUCUUAGAAAAUAUUCCCCAAAGAAAUGCAGACAAACCUUCGAUCAAAACAGUCAUGGCAGAUGCGACAGAGACUGGCAAUAGAGUGAGGCAGCGUCGUGCAAGUCGCCCCAAGGUAAAGACAGGAUGUAACAAUUGCAAGAAUCGAAGAGUGAAAUGCGAUGAAACGAGACCUGAAUGUACAAAAUGUGUGAGAUCGGGGAGACGAUGCGAUGGUUACCCAGCGUACAAUCCGAGAAAUAGACAUGCCAAUAAUACUCUCCCAAUUGCUCCUCGACCGAGUAAUGCUGGCUUGGAAUCGCACUCAAUACCAUCCCACAACACCAUAAUAACACCGGCUUUACCUGGUUCGACUGCACUCAUUCCUAGGAAAACAGCUCGUAUUAUCAAUAAAGCAAGAUCUAUCGGUCCAAUAUCACCUACCACACCAUCGAUCCUCACACCAUCAACCAUCAAUUCCAUCGAAAUUGAUUCCGAGAUCUUUCGACCACCCACUCUCGGUCUUCCAUUCGACGCAAAGGAAGGUCAAUACUUCCAAGUCUUCCGCACUCAUACCGCCAGCGAAUUAUCUGGAUUCUUCGACUCAGAAUUCUGGACGCGUAGUGUUCUUCAAGAAUCGCAUUCUGAAGCAUCCAUACGUCAUGCUGUUGUAGCUCUUGGAGCUCUCUACAAAACAUUAGAAAAAGUCGCUGAAUCCCCUCCGAGUUCUCCUACCCCUUCUAAUCAGGGUACUUCGAGCAGCGAUUCUGCACCUACGCAUUGGAGUUUCGCUUGGGAACAAUAUGGAAAAGCAGUUACGCGCAUGCGCCAGAGCAUCUCGAAUAAUGAAGUUAGAUCUCAACGAACGGUUUUGAUUUCGAGCGUGUUAUUCACUUGUUUUCAAUCGUUUGUGGGGGAUCAUAAGGCUGCUAUUAAACAAGUACAAGUAGGAUUGGGAGUGAUGGAAAAACAACGCAGGGAAAGAAAGAAACCGUAUAUUCAGCGCGAGGAUGAUAUUGUGGAGGAAGAGUUGGGACAAAUGUUUACACGCAUGGCCAUUCAAGCCAAAUCAUACGAUAUGGCGUUUCAUUUUCCAGCUCCAUGGGUUAUUCGUCUCUCUACCAAUCCAAGUAUCGCUAAUCCUGUAGCAUCACAAUCCGGACCGCCCUCUCCUUCCACAACCAGCUCUCCUACGAAUCUCGAUUGGAGAUAUCACGUUUCUCGAGAUCCUAGUUUGGCAAAUCCACCCAGUCCAUCCGAUAGUUCAACUGGCACAACCGCCUCAAUCGAAGCACCCAUUCCCGAAAGCUUUCCAAACAUUCACGAGGCAAGAUUAGUACUCGAUGCUUUGUGUGAAAGAAUAAUGAGAUAUAAUGAGGAGCUAGUAGGUUUCUACACCGUAUCCAAUAAUAUUCUUCCCGCCUCUAUAAAAUCCAACGGAUACGGUUUCGGUCGUUCUCUCGAACAAUGGCAAACAACAUUCGCCCCUCUUCUUGCUAAACGCCGUGCGCCUGGUACUUCAAAUAUUGAAAGGGCGGGUAUCAUCGUUCUUCAGAUGACAUGUAUCAUGACACGAAUUCUGGUCUUUACCGCGUUUUCCGCCAACGAAAUGGAUUUUGAUCAAUUUCUUCCUAUAUUCACCGAGAUCAACGAAUUAGCUAAGGAAUUGAUCGUGGAUGAAGAAUUAGCAUUGGCACAAGCACGGUGUGGAGCAGGUUGUAAACAUGUCACUUCUGGUCCGGGAAUUAAAAGGGGCAUGCGAACGCCAUUUGGAGUUAAGGUUACGAGUUCUUCUCCAAGUCCUGGUCCUGAUGGAAAACAUUCGCAUGAAACCUAUUCGCAUAUUAAACCUUCUUUUGCACUUGAUCUUGGUAUCAUUCCGCCAUUAUUCGUUGUGGCGACGAAAUCGAGAGAUAGAAGAUUGAGGAGAGAAGCAAUUAGUCUUUUAACAUCGAGUCAUAGGAGAGAAGGGAUGUGGGAUUCGAGACUUUGUGCGGGAGUUGGAAAUUGGAUUAUGAAUGUGGAGGAAGAGGGACUGGAUCCAUAUGUUAAAGGAGAGGAAUCGGAAAAGCAAGUGGUGCCGGAUGAGAAGAGGGUGAUGGUUAUGGAAAUGUGGUUUAAUCUUGAGAGGAGGUGGGCGAUGUUGAGGUGUGGAACUAGGGGGGUGAAGAAGGGAGAUUUUGAUGCGAGGGCGAGGGAAACACCGGUUUCUUGGUAGGGAGGGUGUGGUUUGGUUUGGAGGACAUGAGAAAUCACGGGGAAAUUGGGAACGGAGAACGGAGAAAGAAGUCAAGGAGUGGCGGUUGUAUGAUAGUGUACAUACAUGCUUUUCCAAGGCGUCUGGUAUGGAUUGGAUGGGAUGGGAUCAAAUGUAUUUGGAAAAUCGGGGUUGGGGGUUGGGGGAUGGAUGGACUGAACUGCAUAGCAGGGAAAUACAUUUGAUUAGGAUAUUGUCCUUUGAGGACGGAUGGGGGAGUAUUGAUGAAUGGAUAUUUAUAUCUAUAUCUAUAUCUAUAUCUAUAUUGAUUGAUAGUCACCUACAUAAAUGAAUCAUAGUUGAAGAAAUGACAUGGAAUUGAAUAGGGAGAGAAUAUUUUGUAUUGGGUGGGUAGGUAGGUGGGUGGAGUGGGUACGUGGAGUGGAGUGGAAGAAGAGGGAUAAGAGGAAUAAGAGGAAUAAAAUGAAUGCAUGCACAAAUGGG